Esox lucius (northern pike) is the source of this 4016-nucleotide messenger RNA. Its product is annotated as MAM and LDL-receptor class A domain-containing protein 1. Bases 630 to 3452 code for a protein of 940 amino acids. Lineage: Eukaryota; Metazoa; Chordata; Actinopteri; Esociformes; Esocidae. The record is from RefSeq and is a predicted model, not a curated record. Gene Ontology annotation, cellular component: membrane. The transcript is spliced from 27 exons.
GCAACACUGAUUUAACCCUCAUGCUGACCAAACUUCAUAGAUUAUACUCUUGUUCUAAUUAUUUUUGUUCAACAUGAGAAUAUUAUUGGUGCUCUUAUCAGUUUCUGUGGUCCUGGUUUCCUGUUGUCCUCAGGGAGACUUCCUGUGUGCGUCUGGGAAAUGCGUCCCCGGUGAUGUUGACUGUGAUUUCAAGCAGGACUGUGAGGAUGGGACGGAUGAAGAGUUCUGCGGGUCGUGUAAUUUUGAGUCCCACUCCUGUGGCUGGAAGGACAUCAGUGAGGGACGGUAUCGCUGGAGAUGGGAGAUGGCCAACAUCAGCCUGAUACCAGGACAGGACCAUACCACAGGAUCACCAUGGGGUCAUUUCAUAUAUGUGAAAGAAGAAUCACCAGACAUUACAAAGGCUGUGUUGGAGUAUUCAGUUAACAAAACAGGGGCCCUGGGAUGCCAGAUCAGCUUCUGGUCAUUCCUCAUUUAUGACAUGGGUUCGUCAACUAAUCUGUAUCUGAAGAUGAUCCGAGGCUCUGUGACCACUGAUCUCCUGCACAUAAAGCCUCAGCAAACUAAUGAAUGGCAGAAAUCCACAGCCUUCAUUGGUAAUCAACCAGGAGGUUUUAAGUUAGUGUUUUAUGUGGAGCCGUCAUAUUUCGGUGCAAAGGACGUCGUGCUGGAUGAUAUCAGCUUUGACAGGUGCAGGGAGGGGGACAUACCGGCAGGUUCCCAAAACCUUUGAGAAAGACACCUGUGCCUGGUACCCAGACCAGACCACUUCCCAUCUGUGGAAAAGAUCACCAGGAAAAGACCACACAUCUGGCUCUGGUUAUUUCAUGUCCAACAACCCCACCAGAAAUCCAGACCCAUCGUCAACAGCCAGACUCAUCAGCUACCCUCAACCAGCAGGCACAAUGUGUGUUAGCUUCUGGUAUCGUAUAUACGGCAGUAAUAUUGGCUCAUUGAGGUUCCUCACUAAGUCAUCAGGGGAACCAGAGACUGUUGUGUGGAUGAGACACGGAACUCAGGGGAACGAGUGGCGCUUUGCAGACCUCACCUUUACUACUGACGCUCCACUCCAGGUCAUCUUUGAGGCUGUGGGUGGGCGAGACGGGGACAUUGCCAUUGAUGACCUUGUUGUUUUUAACAGCCCUUUCCCGCCUGAGGGGUUCUGUGACUUUGAGAUGGAAUACCAUGGCUGGCCGAACAGAUCAACAAUAAAGUCAAGAAGACGGAAAUUGGAAUGGGAUUCAAGUUCCCCUGGAGGACCUUUCUCUUCAACGGGUAACCACAUUACUACCCCGUCCCCCAGCCCAGCCGCCACCCCUCCAGCCUGUCCAAUGGACUGUAACUUUGAACAAGGCCUGUGUAACUGGGUUCAGAAGACAGACGAGGCCUUCGACUGGGUCCGGUCCCAAGGUCUGCAGGUGAACCGUCCCUGGAAUGGACCCCGAUACGACCACACAGUGGGAAAUGACCAAGGUUAUUACAUGGUGGUGAAUAUGUCCGGCAGUGUGGAUGGAGAGACCGCGGUCCUCUCUGUUCCUGUUAAGGUCAAAGCCAGAGAGUUCUGUGUUGGAUUCUGGUAUUACAUGUUGGGACCGUCUGUGUCCAGCCUGGACCUAAUUAGACAAAAGGGAUCGAGGCAUGCGAUGUGGACUCGACAAGGCAGUCAAGAUUCAGGGUGGAUGAACGCACAGGUUACACUCAGAAAGGAAGACACAUGGGAGGUCCAGUUCUCAGCGAGUAGGAAAACCUCUGGAAGUGGGUUUAUAGCCAUUGAUGAUGUCACAUUCAAGGAAGGAGCCUGCAAAGAUCUAAAUCCGUGUGGAUUUGAGAACACCUGGUGUGAAUUUACCGUGGCCUCCGGUGGUUAUGGCUUUUGGGCACGAAUGGCAAAUGUAAUGGACCACACCUUCAGAACAGAGAAAGGAUUCUACUUGACUGUGUUGAUAAUGGACCCUAAGCAGACGUCAGUGGCUCAGCUGUUUUCUCCAGAGCUUAGCGCUUCCACAGGGAUGUGUGUUCGCUUCUGGUACCGUCUGCCUGUUGGUUCUACUGAGAGUCUGUCAGCACACGUCCUGUGGAGUGGAGAGCAGGGCCCGGCUCUGUGGCAGCGCUCUGGAGCUCCCUCUACAGGCUGGGAGGUGGCAGAACUUACCGUGUCCGCACCCAACUCCUUUAAGGUGGUGUUCAGAGCAGAGCACGCUCCAGGCUCAGUUUCCACGGUGCAGAUUGAUGAUGUGUCAAUCAGGGCAGGACCGUGUUCUCCUGUGGGCAGCUGUGACUUUGAGUCCGGCCAGUGUACCUGGGUCAACGAGGCCCAGCCAGACGGACAUGACUGGGUACAGGCAGACGGACGCUUCCAGGGCCCGGCCACAGACCACACCACUCAGACAGCAGAGGGGAGGUUCUUACUGAGCCCGGCCCAGUCCCAGAACCAGAGCAACCGGGCUGUGGUGGUCUCAGAGUGGAUCCAGUUCAAGAUUAAAUCCACCUGCCUCAACGUCUGGUACUACAUUCAUGGCAGGAACUCUGGGACCUUGCGACUGUUUGCGCGCUCAGGCCCAACAGAGCAGGAGUUACUGUUUCAGACCCAGUCUGGUCAAUCCAACUGGACCCUUUUCUCUGGUGCUGUGCAGAAGUCCGAACCAUUCCAGGUGCUGGUAGAGGCGGAGUCUAGUGACAGUGGAUUCAUCGCUGUUGAUGACAUCAUUAUGACACCAGGGCUUUGUCCAGAUAGCAGCACUGACAGGGGCUUUUUGGGGUGUUCAUUUGAAAAUGGGACCUGUGAGUGGGAGGAUAUCAGUGUGGGCCAGUUUACAUGGCAGAGGGACAGGAAUGGGACUGCUACAAAAAAUACAGGCCCUUCAGUAGACCACACCCUGGGCACUGAGCUGGGUUGGUACAUGCUGGUUGAGUCCAGCCGCGGGGACGUGAAUGACUUUGCCAAACUGCAAAGUCCCUUCAUGAAGCAGGCCAGUGCUGAGUGUCUGCUGGAGUUCUACUACCACAUGAAUGGAAAAGGUAUAGGGGAGCUCAGGGUUCUCCUCCAGGAGGGAUCCAGGACCACUCCUCUUUGGUGGCGGUCAGGUGACCAGGGGGACGCGUGGCGUCGGGGGGAGGUGAAGGUGGGUCGGACCCCCCAGGUGUUCAGCCUGUUCUUCCAGGCCACAAGGACCUCCAGUCAGCUAGGAGACAUCGCCAUCGACGACAUCCUCUUCCUCAACUGUAUUGGUCCUGGUGAGCAGCAGAUACAGACUGACGAGAUAAUCAUCAGUGACAUCAUCAAUGAAGAUCCGAUACACGUCUGGUUGGCAGUGGUCCUCUCUCUGCUGCUGGUGGCGGUCAUAGUCAUUGUUUCAUUUUUAUUCCAACAAAAAUGUUCCAUUCCUGUCACGGAGGAAGCCCCAAGAUCAUGGACCCCUGUUCCUGUUGAACUCUCUGAGACCCAAGUUUAGAUUCAAAUAUAUUAACUAACAAAAAGGAUUGACGUGGCAGCAAAUACAAUGUUAUGGUGCAUCAACCUGAAAUGAAGUCCGGUAUAGUUAAUUGAAUUUCAUAUUUUCAAAUGUUAGUAUCUUAUGGUCAAACCAUUUUAAACAACUUUUAUUGUGUAUACUUGAAAUUAUCUAAUUUGUUUUGGGUUUUCUAAAGUAUAUAUGGAGAUUGUUUGUUGUUUUCAUAUUUUAUUGUACUUUCUGGUUGAACAGGGGGAUAUUACUUACUUUAGCUUAACAAUCUUUUCUUUAAAAUACCAAUAAUUUUGAAAAAUGUCUCUAUUACUUUUGUCUGCCAACCUACACCUUUAAACAAGAAACCAGGCGAGGCUAGUUCAGCUGGCCCGUAAUAGAAAACAUUGCCACCUCGAGAUUCAAACCCGGGUUGCCCAUGUUAAGGGCUGUGUGGAUAACCACUACACCACGGAGCUGUGCAAGUGCUUGGUGUCAGUAUAGCCACUGGCUGUUUUAAUAGUUAAUUGGCCAUUCGUGAAUUAUAUUUUUUAACAGUUAAUUGGCCAUUCA